GUAGGACCUACAGACUCUGGUGUUUCUCUUAUGUACUUCUGUUGUUAUUCCCAGAUUUUCCUGACUACCAAAGUCUCAAAAUGGAACCAAAUUCGCAUAUGAUUCCAGGAUCUCAAGUUCUGCAGCAUUUCCCAAUUCCAUCUGGUCUAAAUGUGAUUGGAAGCCCCAUUAUACUUCCAAGUGACAACGCCUCUAGAUAUCCAGUGUACCCAGUUACCCAAGUUGUGGCAAGUGAUUCUUGUCCACCAUGUGGACAAGGCGGCAUCCUGACUUCUCAAGAUCAUUCAAUGACACAAGUCUCCUCCUAUGAUCCAAGGAGGCAGAGGAAGCACAACAUAUUUACAGAGGAACAAAAGCCGGUCCUUCAAGAACAGUUUAAUAAGUGUAUGUACCCGGACAAGAAACAAUGCAUGACCCUGGCUCAAAGAUUUGGCAUAAAUGAGUAUCAUAUCAAGAUCUGGUUCAAGAACAGACGAGCUAGGUCUAAUCAGAAGAAGACUGGAAAACUUCCUGGGAACCCAGGCUAUGACUGUCACAACAGGCUCACCUCUCCUCAAUGUGGUAUCCCACUUGUCACCUAUGCCAGUGCAGAUACAUUGUAUGAGAGUUCUGAGCAAUCAAAGCUUCAAACUUCUGUUACUAAUGUGAGUCUUCUAAGGACUACAAGUCUCCUACAUCCACCUGAAACAGUAAAGCAAUCAAGUCUCCAAUUGCACUCAGCUCCUGAAAGGAGCCAAUGUCCUACAGUGAGCCUACAACCACCACUAGAACCUGAUCCCACAGUGCAUGCUGGUCACCCAAUACUGUCAACUGGAUCAGAUCCUUGUAAUCACCAGAUGCCUUCAACCUCAGCAGUAGGUUUUAGCCCUGAGGUUUCCCAAGCCAGUAAGUUUCCUUCAAAUGCAUAUGGUUUCCAGCAAAUUUGCCCUGAAGCUCCAAGGAGGCAACGGAAAGAGCGCACUGUGUACACUAAGGAACAAAAAGGUAUCCUUCAAGAACAUUUUGAACAUUGCAAGCACCCAAGUUUGGAGUAA
Mesocricetus auratus (golden hamster) is the source of this 1034-nucleotide messenger RNA. RefSeq names its product homeobox protein unc-4 homolog. Gene Ontology annotation, biological process: regulation of transcription by RNA polymerase II. Gene Ontology annotation, molecular function: DNA-binding transcription factor activity, RNA polymerase II-specific; RNA polymerase II cis-regulatory region sequence-specific DNA binding. The record is from RefSeq and is a predicted model, not a curated record. Gene Ontology annotation, cellular component: nucleus. NCBI's taxonomy places the organism in Eukaryota, Metazoa, Chordata, Mammalia, Rodentia, Cricetidae. The transcript is spliced from 2 exons. The coding region runs from base 81 to 1034 and encodes 317 amino acids.